This is a messenger RNA of Panicum virgatum (switchgrass), 2769 nucleotides long. Its product is annotated as oxysterol-binding protein-related protein 2A-like. Gene Ontology annotation, cellular component: cytosol; membrane; intracellular membrane-bounded organelle. The record is from RefSeq and is a predicted model, not a curated record. The transcript is spliced from 8 exons. The coding region runs from base 83 to 2083 and encodes 666 amino acids. Gene Ontology annotation, molecular function: sterol binding. NCBI's taxonomy places the organism in Eukaryota, Viridiplantae, Streptophyta, Magnoliopsida, Poales, Poaceae.
CGCGUCCCCUCCCUCCCCCGCUCGCCGUCGCCUCGCCGUCGCAGCCGCCGUCGCAGCCGCCGCCGCCGUUCGUCGGAGCGGGAUGACGCAGAGCAUGAGCGGCCGCGGCGGGAGCGGCCGUGGGUACGGACUCCACCACCACCACCACAGCGCGCUGUGCUGCCUCUCCGCCGCGCCGCCGCUGCCGGGGGACGCCACGCCGACGCUGCCGCUGGCGCCGGACCCCACCGCCGCCGCCGCGGCGGCCUCGGGAGCGGCGGUGGCGGUGGAGGGGGUGCUGCACAAGUGGACCAACUACGGCCGCGGGUGGCGGGAGCGCUGGUUCUCGCUCCGCGACGGCGUCCUAUCCUACUCCAAGAUUCGGGCCGGCGCGGGGGCCGGCGCCGCGGAGGAGGACGGCGAGGUCAGGCUGAUCGGCUCCAGGGUCGGCGGCGCGCGCCACACUGAGAAGCCCACCGGCGUCGUAAGCCUCAAGGUGUCAGCAUUUCGGGAGAGUAAGUCUGACGAUAGGAGAUUCUACAUAUUUUCCCCCACAAAGACGCUUCACUUGAAGACAGAUUCAAAAGAUGACCGUGUUGUCUGGAUUGAGGCCUUGAUCUUGGCAAGGAGUGUGUACUCUCUCAGGUCACUCAGCGGAAGAGUAACUUUCGUGCAGUGCGAUGUUUCGAUUUCAACUACAAGGCUUCGAGAUCGAAUGCAUCAGGAGGGUCUGAACGAGAAUCUUAUUCAGGACUGUGAACAGAUUGUACUUUCUGAAUUCUCAAGCUACCGGAAGCAACUCAAGCGGCGUUACGAGGAUUACUUAAGCUUGUUUGGGUCCUGCAGGCACAAUUUCGAGGAAGGCAAAGAUGAAAGUAUAACACAGGGGGAAUUGACAAGAAAUGACUUUUCUAGUUCUCGGCAUGGAAAUUUCAGCGAAUAUAGCACAACAGAAUCUGAUGAGUUUGAAAAGAACGAUGGAGGUGAAUUGACCUGUGAAGAAGAAACUCCAUUCUUUGAUUCUGUGGACUACUUCAUAGAAUCAAACAACAGGUCUUCAACCAUGCUAAGUGGUCAGGAAGUUGUGGAUACCCAAACACAAGAUUCUAGUGACAGGUUACCACAAAUCAGACGAAGGACUAGACUACCAGAGCCUACAGAGAAGGAGAAAGGGAUCAGUCUCUGGUCCAUUAUUAAAGAUAGUGUUGGAAAGGACUUGACACGAGUUUGCCUUCCGGUUUACUUCAAUGAACCUCUCUCAUCCCUUCAAAAGUGCUUUGAAGAUUUGGAAUAUUCAUACCUCUUGGAUCAGGCCUAUCAAUAUGGAAAAAUGGGAAACAGUCUCAUGAGAAUUCUCAAAGUGGCUGCUUUCGCAGUCUCUGGUUAUGCUUCAUCUGUUGCAAGACCUUGCAAACCAUUCAAUCCAUUGUUAGGAGAGACCUAUGAAGCUGAUUACCCUGAUAGAGGAGUUCGUUUUUUCGCAGAAAAGGUUAGUCAUCAUCCAAUGCUGAUUGCCUGCCACUGUGAAGGCAAGGGUUGGAAAUUCUGGGGCGACAGCAAUCUCAAAUCCAAAUUUUGGGGGCAGUCAAUUCAAGUUGAGCCAGUUGGCAUUUUGACUGUGGAAUUUGACGAUGGUGAAAUCUUCCAAUGGAAUAAGGUUACAACGACUAUUCAUAACCUCAUCCUUGGGAAGUUGUACUGCAGCCACCAUGGAACCAUGCACAUAAAAGGGAAUCGUCAGUAUUCAUGUAAACUUAAGUUCAAAGAGCCAUCACUUCUUGACCGGAAUCCUCGCCUAAGUUUGCAUGAUUACGUUCACAUCUGUCAGAUGAACUGUUGUGGACACCUUCUUUGGCAAGAAGUACCAGCGCAAGAAGAAGGAAGGUGUCUCUCCAGCUGCGGCAUAGUUAGUUUUGAUUUAGUUUCCUUUUUAUUUGUCUGUAAUUUAGGAAGUCUUGGAUACUCUAGAGACUCUAUAUAUAUUGUAAGAGCUGCGGCUCCAAAAGGUUAUGCAGAAAAGUUAAUCCUUGUGCUCAGAGCCUCAAGCGAGGGCGAGCUAGGGCAUUAUCAAUCUGCUACUCGUGCCAAUCUCCACAAGCCAUAACAACUCUGGUAUCAGACUAGGGAUCCUCCUUGGCCUGAUCUGCACUCCGCCGCCCACCACAACCCCACCUUCCCCUGCGCGCCGCUAACCCUCAUCGCAACCCCGCCAUGGCUGCAGACGACGACAACGACACCCCCAUCACCAAGGCGAUCCUCGACGAGGUGGUUGACAAGCUCGUCAAACUCGUCGGCGACAACGGCCGGAAGCUGGACACCGACAUGGCGGACUUUCGUUAGGAGCUCCGUCUCCUCUCGACGUCCAUCAAGAACGUCCAGACUCAGGUUUUGGAUCGGCAAGGCCGCUUCGACACCGACGCAUCCUCGGCAUCUGGACCCUCGCUGGCGCCGACCCACAAGCUGCGCUUCCCCAAGUUCAACGGCUCCGACGACCCUAUUACAUGGCUCCACAAAGGGGAGCAAUUCUUCCGCGCCUACGGCACGCUGGACCAUCUCAAGGUCUCGACUGCGGCGUUCUACCUCCAGGACGCUGCGAGCCAAUGGUACUACCGCCUUGAGCAAAACCAGGGCAUCCCGACGUGGACGCAGUUCGUCGACGGCAUCAAUCGCCGCUUCGGUCCUCCGCUCCGCAGCAAUCCACUGGGCGAACUCACGCAUCUGCGUCGCACCACGACCGUCGACGAGUACCAAGACAAGUUCCUGGUCCUGCUGGCGCGUUGCGAAGGCAUC